UACUCUUUUUACCUAUUACCAUUAUUCAUCUUUUUGUGUUUGAAGAAGAAUAAUAAACUAAAAGAUGAUACAGAUAUUAAUAGAUAUGGAGCACAACACUAAUAUUAAAUAACAAUUCAAGUUGGUUGUUGGUUCGUCUUGCGUGCAUACCACAAGUUUUUAUUUAAUUGGUAUCCUAUAGAGUUUAAUAUACACAAAAUUGUAAAACUGCCCAAAUGUUUUGUAUUCAAAUGGAAAAAUGAUAACAUUCGGAAAUCCUAACGCUUCAAAUGCGGAGGAGUCAGGUGAAGUAAGAAGUAUUUGUGAAAGUGUAUGCAGUGAUGGGUCCAAUGCUACUGUUCAAGCUGGGUCUUCCAACCAAAGGCCUAAAAUGGACAUUGCUUGUGUUUUGGAUGUGUCCCAAACACAACACUUGGCGCAUAGAAAAAGAGCAUUAGAGGAAGUUAGAUUGGCUUCAGACCUUGUGAAUGCAAAUCUACAUCAUAUACAUUUUGAAAAACUUGAUUUUGGUGAAACAAGUGUAUUGGAUACAUUCUACAAUGCUGAUGUGGUACUUGUGGAUCUCAGCGUUCAAGUGCAACAGAGUUCAUUGCUGUAUCAUCUUGGCGUUAGAGAGAGUUUUGAUAUGAAGGAGAAUGUAUUGCUUUUUAAUGAUAUUGAUCCUGACGCUACCCUUCGUAUUAAGAUAUCAUUACCGAAUUUCCUUUUUGUGUCAUACAAGAUGACUGAUGCGGGCAUAUGUGUUACAACCAAUCCGGCAGCGACAAAAUUCAAGGGGGAGGAAACAGCUGAUCCGAAACAACAUCUCACCUUGAGAUUGAAGAAUAUAUUACAAGACGUAGAAGUGCAAACAAAAGCGCAUCUACAAGAGAAAUUCCUUUCAGAUCUUCGAAAAGCUCGUGAAACUUACAGCGGUGCGGAGCUUAAUAAUUAUUUACAUGCCAUGCGACGUCGGCUGGAUGAUCCGGGAGUGUUAUCGGGAGAUACGAUUUUGAAUCUCCUUAUAUCGUAUAGAGAAAUACAGGACUAUGACGCGAUAGUACAUAUUGUUGAUGAUCUGAAGACUAUAAUGAACAGGAAGAAUUAUGUAAAUAUGCCGAUUAUAAGGUUCAUGUACGCGUUUGCUAUGAACAGGAGAAAUAAAGAAGGCGACAGGGAAAAUGCAUUGCGAGUAUGCGUGAAAGCGUUGGAAAAGAAGGAAAAUAGAUUUCCCGACAUGCUGUGCCUCUGUGGGCGCAUUUAUAAGGAUAAAUUUGUUGAAUCUCAGCACAGCGAUAUGGAGAGCUUGACGAGUGCCAUACAUUGGUACAGACAAGGCUUUGAAGUACAACCGAAUGAAUAUGCUGGCAUCAAUUUGGCAACUCUGCUUGUUAUUGCUGGAAAUGAUUUUAAAGAUUCUCAAGAACUACAACAUAUAGGCAGAGUACUCAACCACUUGAUCGGUAAAAAAGGCAGUUUAUCGUCCCUCAAAGAGUAUUGGGACGUCGCCACUUUCUUCGAGAUCUCGGUCCUUGCGCAGGAUUACGUCAAGGCGAUACAAGCGGCCGAAUGUAUGUUCAAAUUGAAACCGCCCAAUUGGUACCUUAAAUCAACUAUUGGCAAUAUCGAGCUUAUAGAUAGGUUCAGAAAAAAGAAUGAAGAUACAUCACCUGAGCAACAGGUCUUCUCAUUCUGGAUGGAAUUCUUCGUUGAGGCCACCAAGAGUUCCUGUGAAAACAUCAUUAGGUUCCCCGUCGUGAUAUUAGAAACUACAAAAGAAUACAUGCCUUCAUAUGUCAACGUCAAUAUGGGAGCUGAACAAAAAUCGGUGGAAAUUCUCAACCUGUGUCUCAAAUAUAUGAGGGGAGAUUGCAGACAGGUACAUAGGUGGCUGUUUACAUCUGAUAUGAUUAGGACUUAUAGCUUAUACAAACGCGACGAUAGAUGUCUCUUUCUAUACGUGAGUGAGAAUUCUGAUGAUUUUCAAAUAUUCCUCCCUUCACAUUUGUUCCGGCAACGUUUGUAUGAGUUUUUGGGAGAAUUGACUGCGGACCAUGAAAAAGUCGCGGAUUUGGAUACAAGCGUUAUGCAGGACCAGUUGAAGUUUGAAUACGAACUAGACGAUUGCAACAAACGUGUCGUACUUGGUAAAGGCACGUACGGAGUCGUAUACGCAGCGAGGGAUCUCAAUACCCAAGUGCGAAUCGCGGUUAAGGAGAUACCGGAGAAGAAUCUUGGAGAUGUCCAGCCAUUACAUGAAGAGAUAAUGCUGCAUUCCCAAUUAAGGCACAGGAAUAUUGUGCAGUACCUAGGAUCAAUAUCAGAAGACAACUAUUUCAAGAUAUUCAUGGAACAAGUUCCCGGAGGAUCUCUGUCAGCUCUGCUUCGCUCAAAAUGGGGACCUCUUAAAGAAAAUGAGGCCACUAUAGCCUACUAUACUAAACAGAUUUUGGAAGGUUUAAAAUACUUACACGACCAAAAAAUCGUGCAUCGUGAUAUAAAAGGUGACAACGUAUUGGUGAAUACAUACAGUGGGGUGGUCAAGAUAUCAGAUUUCGGUACGUCAAAGCGAUUGGCCGGUUUGUGUCCCUCAACGGAGACUUUUGCUGGAACAUUGCAAUACAUGGCCCCAGAGGUCAUAGACAAGGGUCAGAGGGGAUAUGGGGCACCGGCUGACAUCUGGUCUCUUGGUUGUACGGUUGUGGAGAUGGCGACCGGAAAUCCGCCAUUCAUGGAGUUGGGGUCACCUCAAGCUGCUUUGUUUAAGGUGGGGUAUUAUAAAAUGCAUCCAGAAAUCCCGAGUGAGUUGUCCCAGAAGGCGAAGAAUUUCAUCCUUCGAUGCUUCAUACCGGAUCCGGAAAAUAGGGCGACGGCUGCAGAGUUAUUGGAAGAUCCUUUCCUUUGCGAAAAAAAGAAAUCAAGCAGUCGCCUAGGAAACAAUGACUUUAGCCGCAGUAUAUCAGUACCCGCGGAUAAGGGAAGGCCGGUCGUAACUCAAAAGAAAAUCUCUCAGCCGAGUUUGCAAGGAAAUCUGCCGAGCUCCCCGGAAAUAGAGGUUAAAACGGUCCGGUCUAACCCGACAAUCACUAGGACGGCGUCCUCGAUGCUGUCUCCAAUAUUGAUUUAUCCGCCGGACCUAUCUCAUAGCAGUACAAUGCCGAAUACGCCGUCCACUGAAGAGAUGGAGAAUGCCGAUACUAUUUUAAAUAGACGGAGCUCGUCUGGAGGGCUUUUGUCACCUGAGGUGGACAUGCCCAACGUACCGAGAUCAUCUAUUGAUAUAGAACACGACGGCUUCUACCUGCUUAAGAAGGACUCUCAACGGCGCCUCACUCUCUCUCGUGUGUUAGAGCAGGACUGCGAGAAGAUUUGCUCAAAAUGGAUGCUCAGUAUACAACAAGAUUUCGGCACUACCGUCUUGACUAUGAACCAUCUAGAAACCCUCCGAUGCGCGCUCAAAGAGUACAUAAUGGAUCAAAACAGAUCUGUCAUCGAGCAGGCGAUAACGACAUUGAAGGAAGACUUGGAUUUCGAUUCAAACGCUAUAAAUGAACUCCAUUCAGCAAUUUACAUGUUCCAAGAAGCGGUGAACGUUGUACUACGAAUGCAUAGUAUUAAGCCGCAUUGGAUGUUCGCUUUGGACAAUUUAGUCAGGAACGCGGUGCAAGCAGCCAUAACUGUUUUGUCACCAGAGCUAGGAGCCAACCUAGCUGGCCAAGAUGGAAGAAGGGAACGCGGAAGUAAUGAAGGUGCCACGCCUUCCGCUCUAUCAACUGCUACUUCCACCAGAGACCACCAAUUGCAUCAGAUGCAUCAGUUGCGGCAUGAGAACCAGAAAUUACAACAAGAGUUAAUGGAUAGUUACCAGCAAUACCAGUCACUGCUCCGCUGCAUGUUGGAAGAACAAAAGGCGCAGACGCAAAUUAUUCGGGAAUUCGUUGAGAAAAGACCAAGAAUGCAAACCAAUGAAGAGUUUGACGAAGAACAAUACGAGGCGAUAAAGGAGUGGAUGACGUCACGGGGUGUGCCCGAAGAAGCUAGCAAGGCGCUAGCACAACAGGGAUUUACUUUGGUGGACGUACUCCAGCAUGCUCAGAGGGAGGAUAUCGCUAAACUUAAUCUUAGAGGCGGCAUCGAACUACGACUUUGGCGGGCGAUACUCGAACACCGGCUUCAAAUGAACAACAAUGUCCUUCGCCGAACAAGCAGCACCGAAACAGAUAUGGAUACGAAUUCAAUGGUUGUGGUUGAGUGCAAUCAGUGCAAAACUGCGCGCUCUCUAUCGAACUCCUGUUCUGGUAACCCAACUGUAGUUAUAAAGGAACAGGUUAAUGGGGACAGCGAAUACUAUAGAGGCGAUAUUUGACUAAUGCGAGGGUGGUGCACUCUACAAUAAUUAUUAUUUUUUUGUUGAGAAAUCUAAAUAUUAGAAAAAAUUGAAUAUUGUUAAAUUGUUAUUAGAUUGGUUGAGUUUUGAGCAGAAAAUUUAUAACGAUACUUAUUCAAAAAUUAUUUUUCGUAUAGUGCAGUUGUUGAACCGACAUUCGGAAUAUAAUAAUUUUUAAUACAAAACGUCAGCCUAUAAGACAACGUAAAAAAUGUUUACCAAAAACGUCUAAUAAUUAGAUUUCUUAUACUUACGAAUUGUAGAAUUAACGCACACACAACAUAGAAGAUACAUCUAUUUUAAAUACAUAUACAUGUAAGGAUUUAGCAAUAACUAUGGCAGUGAAACUUAAUUAGGUUUUUUAUGAGGGAUAACUGCUUUUAACGCUUCUAGUGUGCCACCCUUAAUGUAUAUAGAUAUUUAUAAGAGACACUGGUGCUAAUUUUGAUGUACAUUCUCACCUACGAGAAACUAUGUUAUUGAGUUAAAAUUACAGAAUUUAUGUUAUUAUAAAGAACUUAAUAAGUAAAAAUAAAUAUAUCAAAAUUAGUAUGUUGGAAGGCUUAUAACUAUACAUAAAGAGCUUAAAAUUAAUUUUAAUUCAAGAAGUAAGGAGUUGUACACCAGAAUUAGUACCAAUGAUAUUUCAUACAAAGUUUUAGGGAAAAUGACGUAUCACAGAUAUUCAUCCCAUUUUUGCACCUUAAUUGUAUACGUCUUUUGUUAUGUAUCAGAUUUUUAUAUAGUUUUUGUGUUUUUUUUUAAAUCAUAAUAAAUACGUAUAUGUUACGUAUCUGCACGUAUACGUGUAUACGUAAAUUUGAUAUUUAUGCAUAAUAAAUCACAUAGUCACGCCUUAAUACUUCUAAACAUGGUGCUAAUGUUGUGAUGUUAUAUGAAGUGCCUUUACAUGCUUUAAAUAAGUUUCAAAAGCGUUCAUGUUCACAAUUAUUGUUAAAAUUUAAGUUUUUGAGUGUUGUUUAAAAAUUAGUUUUAAGAAUAACUUAAGUAGUUUCGCUAAGCGGCAAUGUUAAAAUAUGUUUUUUCUAUUUUGAGAAAUUAUCGAACAUUAACUUAGAAAUAAACUAUAAACCCCGUUUAGUUAGGGAAUGUUUUGUCUCGUUUACUUAUUGGCAAAUGGUCAGAUAUGAUAGAGACAGAACAUUUAAUAUUUGGUUUAAUACACGUUUAUGAAUAAGUCUUUCGAUAAUUCUUGGUUGUUAUUACAUAUUUCCUUUAUGUGCCAUAAUAAUGAGUUUAUUUAUAUUCCUAGGAGGAAGGAUCGAUCUAUAAUAAUCUAUAGAGUUAAAAUGUAUUUUAUAUUGGAGUUAUCCUGAUAACCGAGUCUCUUCAGUAAUAAUAAAACCUUUAAAAAAAUUACGGUAAUUUCUUUAAGUAUUCGUAUGCGAGAAUGUUAUAAUUACAAUACAUGAUAGUUCAAAGUAAUAAUAAAACAAUUUUGCUAUAGAGCUCAGUUUGAGACUGGUCAUAUGCUUUUCGAUACUAUAUUUUUGGAUUCAAAAGGCAAUACUGUAUCUAAGUAAGUAAGACAAAGCGAUAAAAAAAAUAUCUAAUUCGAUGUAUUUUUUUUACAAAUUAUUAAAAAAAAGUUUACAAACAACGAUUUUCGUAAACGUUUUCGUUUACAAUACAUUUAUUCAACUAUCAGAUAUUUGAAUUGCUUUGUCACAGCUCUGAAUUUGAAUGAAUACUUUAAUACAAUAUUUCACUGCGCGAAAUUCAUUACUGUCAAAUUAAAAAAAAAAAAAAUCCACGCAAUUCAUAAUUCUUAUGAUGAUAGCCAAUUAGAAAAACACAUUGUAAACGUAAAACAAAAGACGAUUAGGCAUUUCUAUUUUUAUUCAUCUGGCACGAAGAACGUCUGUGGUUGGAUUAGAAAGAAAUAGAUUCGUCUUUUGUUUCACUUUCUAUGCUGCCUAUUUCUAUUGCAGAAGAUAUUUUAAUUUACUAUUGUAUACACUACACAGUUAUGUUAAUACAGUGGCUAUCUAUUGAAUCUAGAAAAACAUUUAUUUGUUCCUCGUUUUCCUGUUGAUCUUUGUGCUUCCUUGAUAUUAAAUGGGAGUGUUACAGAAUAUGUAUUUUAAUAAAAGUAACUUGUUUUGUUUAAGAUUAUUGUAACAUAUUUACAAAUUAUUCUAAUACUCAAUAUUGUGAAGUACAAAUAUAACUUAGUUAACA
Messenger RNA from Pieris rapae (cabbage white), 6568 nucleotides. RefSeq names its product mitogen-activated protein kinase kinase kinase 15 (gene Ask1). The record is from RefSeq and is a predicted model, not a curated record. The transcript has 26 exons. Gene Ontology annotation, biological process: protein phosphorylation; MAPK cascade. NCBI's taxonomy places the organism in Eukaryota, Metazoa, Arthropoda, Insecta, Lepidoptera, Pieridae. The coding region runs from base 239 to 4345 and encodes 1368 amino acids. Gene Ontology annotation, molecular function: protein kinase activity; ATP binding.